AUGAUGCAAGCAUCUAUAGUCGGUAAAAUUUUCAAGACACUCUCUACGCCAAUUGCUCGGGCCGUUAAUAAUUAUACCACCCAGCCUUCCACUUCAAAAACCGUAUUUUUGGUUUCUAGAAGGUUCUAUUCAACUCCGUUGGCACAUCAGGUUCCAAAGCUUUCUCUUACUUAUACAUGUAAAGUCUGUAAUUCUCGGCAGGGUCCCAAAACAUUUGCAAAAUCAUCGUACGAGAAAGGAGUUGUAAUAGUUACAUGCACUGGAUGCCACAAUCACCAUAUCAUUGCCGACAACAUCGGAUGGUUUGAGGAUUUCAAAGGUCGAAACAUCGAAGAAAUCCUGAAAGAGAAAGGGGAAGAAGUGAAACGCGGAAUCACAAUUGACAAUAUGUAUUGCGCUAAUAAAACCAAUUAUCUGUCGGAUUUCAAUGCCUCCGACGACCACGGCGAUGUGAACGCGGAUGAUCUUCAAAAGCGCGUUCUUGGAUUAUCCGCAUUUCUUGAAUCCUAUCAACUGGAUCAUCAACUAAAAGCGGCCAUCGAUUUUGAGUUUUUCGGAUUAGACAUGAAUUCUGUCAGUUUAUUUGAUUCGCCGGAGGAAAGAUAUGAAAAACUUUGCAAAACCGUCAAAACGUAUCAGCCGUCGCAAAUUUUCGAAGAAGGAAUCACAUUUUGCAAUAGAAAAUCCUUUGAGGCAUUCGAGAAGAUCCUAGAUAGAAACGCAUCCAUUUUAACAUACUUCACAAAGUCGGUGAAGAACGCAGUUUAUUACGUAAAUUUGAAAUUACGCCUGGAGAUGAACGAUUUUGAUAUUAAUAAGGAGAAAAUGGUAUGGGAAGAUGAGCUUACUGAGAAUUUGGAAGUCGAAAUAAAUGAGCAAAUUUCUCAUUUAGAAUUGUUGGCUGUGAUUUAUGAAUGCUCAAGAAGCUAUGAUGAUGUUGAAUUCGAAGUUGACGAAACCGGAAGGAAGAUUCGAAUUUCGAAAUUUACAGAUGACCUUGAGCAAUAUCGAAAUUCGAUUAAAACAAGGUUGCUUGCCAGUUUUCGUGGAGUUUCUGCUAUUUUUGAUCUGAUCUCGAAUAUUAAAAUGCCAAUCAUCGGCCAUAAUUGUGUAUUGGAUUGCAUGUACAUGUAUCAUUAUUUGAUUGACGACUUGCCAAACACAUUGACGGAAUUCAAGGAAAAAUUCAGUGAGGUUUUCAAUACUGUGAUCGAUAACAAAGUCAUAUUCAGCUAUAUUUCUGAGGUGUUCUAUUCAAAUCAGAUUCGUGAUAGCAAUUUGAACACAUUGUGCGACUUUUUUAUGACUCCAAAAGCGGAAAAAUUAAUCCAUCCAAUGAUUGCCGACAUGGAUUGUCGUCGGUAUAGCGAAGAAUUCAAGGGAUCAAAAUAUCAUAAUGCCGCUUUCGAUGCAUAUAUUACUGGAAACACUUUCAUCAAGCUUGCGCAUAUUUAUCUCAACGAAAAAGGGGAGACGAAUAUUUUCGAAUGGAAGAAAAUUGCGGCGGGUCUCGAGGCUAAUGUCACGAAUCGUUUGCAUAUGUCAUUGUUUGAAAAUGCUCAUUGGAAUUUGAAAGGAGAAGAUCCAAAGGGAUUUCGACCUGACAUUGUCAUAUUGGAAAAAAUUAAUGGAUCCGAGAUCACGCAUCUAGAUAUGGUUCAAGAGAAUUUAGCACUAAAAUGGCUUACAAAUAGCUUCAAAAUUGAUACGAGAAUUUCGAAAAAUCGAAAACAAAUUGAAAUUGCGACGAAUUCGGAGAACACGACAUUUGAAGAACGAUUAAUGUCGCAUCGUACAAUCAAAGACGAACUUGUCAAUGAUUUGAAAUGUCUUCGCGGAAAAUUCAAGGAAUUUGAGCGCAUUGUCAACAGCGAUCGAAUUGUCGCCAAAACGCAGACGAGCCCCUCGCUGUCUGUAUUCGUCGGAAUCUCGUUAGCUGUAGUUCUUCGAGCUGUUUUGUACUUGAAGUAA
Caenorhabditis bovis is the source of this 1971-nucleotide messenger RNA. Lineage: Eukaryota; Metazoa; Nematoda; Chromadorea; Rhabditida; Rhabditidae. The record is from the annotation of a GenBank genome assembly.